AUGUCAGACGAGCUAGCUUCCACACUUGCUUCCAUCCAGGAGUUCAUGGCCGGAGUCAAUAGACGUUUGGAUCAGAUAGAGAGUUCUCGCCAAGAUCCUCAUCCGGCUGUCAUGGUCACUGACGAGGCGAUUCCUCAUGCAUCUCAGACAGCACAGACUCGUCCACCUGGGGUUUCACUUGGUACUCCAUUCCAUCUGGUAGAUCCUUAUGAGACCAUUCCACCACCUACUGUCACAGUGCCACCUCCCAUGGUUCCUACUAUUGAGGAUACUCGAUUGGCCGAGCAGGAGGCCAAGGUUGAGAGGCUUGAGGAUGGCAUACCGGCAGCUAGCUUGCCCGCUAAGUUCCGCAUGCCAGACAUUGAGCGCUACAAUGGGAUUGGUUGUCCCAAGAUCCACUUGAGAUUAUACAGCACUGUCAUGAGGGCGCACGGGAUAAAUGAUGCACAGCUGGUGGCCCUCUUUCCCAUGUCACUUAGUGGGGCAGCUCAGAGAUGGUUUGCUUCAGUUGAGCCUUCGAGACUCCGCACUUGGGAGGAUGUGGCUCGUGAGUUCCUGACUCAGUUCGCUUUCAGUGCCGAUAUUGAUGUAUCCAGACGAGAGUUGGAGGCCACUAGACAGAGGCCAGAGGAGUCUAUUUCUUCCUUUGUCACUCGUUGGAGGGCAAAGGUGGCUGGUAUGGUAGACCGGCCUAAGGAGCAGGAUCAGAUUGAUAUGGUUCUUCGGAACCUACAGCCGAGGUUCGCUAGACGUCUGGUAGGCAUCCCAUUUCAGGAUCUUAGGAGUUUGGUUCAUGCUGCUUUCAGUGUAGAGGAGGCUAUGGCUCGAGGAUUAUGGACAGAUAUUGCUACUUUCCCUGACAGUAAGGGGAAGAGGCCGAUUGGAUCAUCUACCAGAUCUGGAGAGGUUGGUGCUAUUAGCUAUCGGCACCAGAGGCCCGCGCAUCACUCAGCUUAUAGGUCUCCUACAGUCAGAGCUCCUUUCUCUCUUCCACAGUGUCAGUAUCAGUUGGAUUAUGCUCAGGAGCCUUACAUUGCUCAGACUAGCAUGCAGCCACGACCACCACAUCCGAGAGCCGCUACUCACCCACCGCCUAAACCAUAUACACAGAGGCCCCUGAGACAGUUCACUCCCUUGGGCAUGACUAUGACUAGAGCUUUUGAGAAGCUCAGAGACACUGGAGUGAUUGUUCCUUUGGCACCGAGGCCUUUGCCCCAUCCUAUUCCUCCUCAUUUUCGUUCACAUGAGCACUGCUUGUAUCAUCAGAUUUCGGGGCACGAUACUGAGCAUUGUUCAGCACUCCAUCAUGCGAUACAGGAUUUGAUCGAUUCAUGGAUGGUUGACUUGGCUAGGCCAAGUGUGACCACCAAUCCCCUGCCUGCACAUUCUACACACGCAGUUCCUCCUCCUCCUGGUCUUCAGUAUAUUGAUUUGGAUGUUGAUGGUAUUGAUGGUCGCAUGGUAUUUUGGGACACCUCGGGUUGGGGACUUUGUUUCAGUUGA
Vitis vinifera (wine grape) is the source of this 1503-nucleotide messenger RNA. RefSeq lists its product as uncharacterized. The transcript has 2 exons. The record is from RefSeq and is a predicted model, not a curated record. Lineage: Eukaryota; Viridiplantae; Streptophyta; Magnoliopsida; Vitales; Vitaceae. The coding region runs from base 1 to 1503 and encodes 500 amino acids.